GCUGGGCGGGGCGGGCACGGGCUGGUGGACUGGUGAGGUGGCGUCGGUGGGAGCGGUCCGCCGCGGUUCGGCGUGAUGCUGGGGCCCCAGUCCGAAGCCCGGCGGCUCUGAAUGCCGGAGCCGCCCCGGGACAUCAUGGCGGAGGCCUGCGAGGCCACCCGCCCCUCGGAGGAUGAGGACGAGGAGCGGGAGCCGCUGCUGCCUCGUGUCGCUUGGGCCCAGCCGCGGAGGGGCGCGCCCGGGAGCGCCGUAAGGCUGCAGGCGGACCAGGGCGCGGCUGUCCUUCGCGAGCCCGCCACCGAAGAGCCGCCGGUGGUGUCCGAGGACCGGUCGAUCUCCGCGAGCUUGUCCACCGAGCUGGACCGGACCCGCAACGCAGUCUCAGAAACAAACACAUUCUUGGAAGAUCCAGAAUUUGCUGAUGUUGUACUGAAAGCAGAGCAAGCGAUAGAAAUUGGAGUUUUCCCAGAGAGGAUCUCUCAAGGGUCAAGUGGAAGUUACUUUGUGAAGGAUUCUAAAAGGACUAUAAUUGGUGUGUUUAAACCCAAAUCAGAAGAGCCUUACGGUCAGCUGAACCCCAAGUGGACCAAGUAUGUCCACAAGGUUUGCUGUCCCUGCUGUUUCGGCCGAGGCUGCCUGCUUCCUAACCAGGGCUACCUUUCUGAAGCUGGUGCCUACCUGGUGGAUACCAAGCUUCAGCUGGGCAUUGUACCUAAAACAAAGGUGGUUUGGCUUGUCAGUGAGACAUUUAACUACAGUGCGAUUGACCGUGCAAAAUCAAGAGGCAAAAAGUAUGCCUUAGAGAAAGUACCAAAAGUAGGUAGAAAGUUCCAUCGGAUAGGACUUCCUCCUAAGAUUGGUUCCUUUCAGCUGUUUGUGAAAGAUUACAAGGAGGCUGAAUAUUGGCUUAGGAGGUUUGAAGCCGAGCCUUUGCCCGAGAACAUUAGAAAACAGUUUCAGUCACAGUUUGAAAGAUUAGUGAUUCUGGAUUACAUCAUCAGAAACACAGACAGGGGAAAUGAUAAUUGGCUAGUCAAAUAUGACGAGAUGAAAUAUGCAAAGAAAAUUGAAAGUGAGGAAUCAAACUGGAUCGAUGAUAAACAAUUGCUUAUUAGAAUAGCUGCAAUUGACAAUGGGCUAGCAUUUCCCUUCAAGCAUCCUGAUGAAUGGAGAGCAUAUCCAUUUCACUGGGCUUGGCUCCCUCAAGCAAAAGUUCCUUUCUCUGAAGAAACUCGAAACUUGAUUCUACCCUUUAUUUCUGACAUGAACUUUGUCCAAGACUUGUGUGAAGAUCUUUAUGAACUUUUUAAGACUGACAAAGGAUUUGACAGAGCUGCUUUUGAAAGUCAGAUGUCUGUGAUGAGAGGCCAGAUCUUAAACCUCACUCAGGCACUGAGAGAUGGCAAGAGUCCUAUGCAGCUGGCACAGAUGCCAUGCGUGAUCGUGGAGUGCAGCAAAAGUGGUGGCCAGGGGCGUGUUGUACACCUGGGCAGCUCCUUUACCCAGACGGUCCACUGCAGGAAGCCGUUCUUUUCCUCCUGGUAGCAGAUGUAAAGGGAACAGCUGUGUGGUUUUACUGUGCUGAUAAAAUAUUAGUGACGUAAAUCUCUGCUGCUGAGGGCACCAGUCGCCAAAACCUCAAAUAAUUCAAGUCUUUAAAUACAUAGAAAAUAAUAUUAUAUUUUGAAUGUAAUCAAAAGUUUACGAUUUUUUGUCCAAAUAUUAAAUUUCUAUUUCAGGGAAGAAGUGCUAUAUCUCCUAUAUUGUAUUUUUAUAGAAAAAUUGUAUUUUCUGUUGUUAUUACUUUAAAAAGUAACUUCAUGGUUUACACAUGCUAGCAUGACAAGAGAAAGGUCGACUUUGAAUACAGGAACAUCUUGUAUACUUUUUACACAUGAGAAGAAUCUUCUUGCAUUCAUUCCAAAAGACUUUUGAGGAUGGCCAAGCCAGACACUGCUUGUAGACUUGUAGACUCUCAACAGAAUAGCGAGUAGGUAGAGCAGACAGUGGUGAUGAAGCAACUUUACCUUCAUUUUAAAAGCUGCUGUUUCAAAACUGGAAUCAGGUGCCCAAAAGUGGUCGUUACUGGGAACCUGAAAGUUAUAUUCUGUCUAAGUGACAGAUGACUAUUAAUUUUUGAACUUUGGUAUAUUUGUUGAUGAAUUAUUCUGUUUUAGUGAAGGGGAAAAAAAAUCUAAAGACAUCUCCCUUCCCUUCUUUAAAACAGGAAAUAACUGAGAAUUGAAUGGAAUAAUAUAAAUUUAAGGUAGAUCUUCAGUAUUUUAAAAUUAUAACAUUACCCUAAAAAUUCUUGUUUUUUCUCAUAUGGGAUCAAAUAAUUGAAAGUCCAAACACUAACCUUAGUCAGUCAGUGCUGCAGUUAGUGUUAAACCAUCCCCUGAAGUGUACACUGAAGUCAGUAGCAAUGCUCAGGCACUCCUGGGGCAGUCGGUGGCUGAUCUCACCGGUCAUUUUCAAGUUGCUAUCUUAUGAUUUUUUUUAAUGAGCUAUUUUUAUAUGAAAAGGUGGCUAUGUCCAGGUGGUUAAACUAAGGUGUGGGUAGACGGUCUCUCCCAUCUUUGCCUGCAUCUUGGUGGAUGUAAGGAAUGAGCAGACCACUGCCCUGAGGAGUCAGGGAAACCUGCAUCCUCCUACCUCUUCUGACCUUCCAUUAGCUGGGGGUUGAGAAAAUGGGAACUUGACUGGAGUGUCAACCCAUCCCACCACCUGGAGGUGAACACCAGUCAUCGGUUUGUGCCUUUGUGUCUUCUGCAAGGGAGGGCGGAGUUGCCUCUGCUGUGGUACGGCUUUCACAAACGAUUUUCUUUUCAAUGUUUUGAAAAUUGCUAUAUUAAUUUUUAUAACAGAGAACCUAGUAAAUUGCUACUGUUUUAUAGGCUAAAAUUGAGCUAGUUCAAGACUGUUUUUAAGUGUCUGACCAUGUUAGAGUAGUUGGGGUAUUUAAAGAUUACAAGUGAAAGUACUUACACUGUACUUUGUAGACAUUCAUGAACUUAAUUCUUAUUUGAAUAUUGUGGGGUUUUUUAAUGAGCAUAUUUAUAUUGUCAAAUAUGAUAAGCAACAGGAAUAAAAAUCAUUGUCUUGAGGCUA
This is a messenger RNA of Rattus rattus (black rat), 3111 nucleotides long. RefSeq names its product phosphatidylinositol 4-kinase type 2 beta (gene Pi4k2b). Gene Ontology annotation, cellular component: endosome; lysosomal membrane; plasma membrane. Lineage: Eukaryota; Metazoa; Chordata; Mammalia; Rodentia; Muridae. Gene Ontology annotation, biological process: endosome organization; phosphatidylinositol phosphate biosynthetic process; Golgi organization. The transcript is spliced from 10 exons. Gene Ontology annotation, molecular function: 1-phosphatidylinositol 4-kinase activity. The record is from RefSeq and is a predicted model, not a curated record. Bases 112 to 1545 code for a protein of 477 amino acids.